Messenger RNA from Cydia strobilella, 789 nucleotides. Its product is annotated as spidroin-2-like. The record is from RefSeq and is a predicted model, not a curated record. The transcript is spliced from 2 exons. The coding region runs from base 67 to 408 and encodes 113 amino acids. Lineage: Eukaryota; Metazoa; Arthropoda; Insecta; Lepidoptera; Tortricidae.
GUGGGAAUGAGUUGGUAUAUAUGGCAUUAUGUUUAGGAAUUAAGCCAGUGUUUGAACACCUUUACAAUGGCUCGAUUGGCAGUGAUUUGUGUGGCUUUACUGGUCUGUUUGGCUGGAGUAUAUUCAGCUCCCCAAUUCGGUGGAUCAUACAGCCAAGCGGAAGCCCAGGCUGGCUCUUUCGGCGGCGGGCCCUACGGCCCCGGGUUCCAAGGCCCGUUCGGACCCCCCGGACCCCCCGGCUACGGACCCGGCUUCGGCGGCCCGGGCUUUAGCAGAAGAUUCGGGAACAGGGGAACCACUAAUAUAAGCAUAUCGAAGAGUAUCAGUAUCAGCCGAGGAGGCGGCGGCGGCGGCGGUGGAGCACAGUCUAGUGCACAAUCCAGUGCGGGUUCGGGUGUCGGGAAGUAAUGAUUGAUAGGAAUGACUUUUGAUAGAAAAUUUAUAAUAAAGUGUCGAAGACUAAUGCUGUAUUUUUUAUUUAUCUGUAUUUAUAAAAACAAAGAAAUAAACAUAAUAAAACUUACUACUUAUUUAAGUACAAAAAAACCUACAGAUAAAAAAAUUGGCCCAGAUCGCCGUCAACGGGCAAGGUGCCCAGAAGGCUGGCCGUAUUUCCUCGCUGUAUUUAUUUACACUUUUAAUAUGCGGCAUAUUCGAGGUAUAACUUUGCUAUAUGGUUUAAGAGAUCAAAGUUAUAUACUGUACCCACCAAGUUCUUUUUGAGUCUUGCUACGCUUAAGAUUUUAAAUUAAAUUGAAUAAUAUAAGGACAAAAUCUAUAUUUAUUAUU